Messenger RNA from Bombina bombina (fire-bellied toad), 3110 nucleotides. RefSeq names its product lin-7 homolog C, crumbs cell polarity complex component (gene LIN7C). The record is from RefSeq and is a predicted model, not a curated record. Gene Ontology annotation, molecular function: L27 domain binding. Gene Ontology annotation, biological process: neurotransmitter secretion; protein localization to basolateral plasma membrane; maintenance of epithelial cell apical/basal polarity. Lineage: Eukaryota; Metazoa; Chordata; Amphibia; Anura; Bombinatoridae. The transcript is spliced from 5 exons. Gene Ontology annotation, cellular component: cell-cell junction; synapse; MPP7-DLG1-LIN7 complex. The coding region runs from base 83 to 676 and encodes 197 amino acids.
AGUAACUUCCGCCAUCCAACGAGGCCCGUCACUUCCUGUCUUAAUUUUCCUGACAGGUACUGUCUACUAUACUAUAGAGAAGAUGGCGGCGGCCGGAGAACCUGUUCGUUUAGAGAGAGAUAUCAACAGGGCUAUCGAGCUACUGGAGAAGCUGCAGAGAAGCGGCGAAGUUCCUCCACACAAGCUACACGCGCUACAGAGAGUCCUUCAAAGCGAUUUCUGCAAUGCUGUCAGGGAGGUUUAUGAACAUGUGUAUGAAACAGUGGACAUUAGCAGUAGCCCGGAAGUGCGAGCUAACGCCACUGCCAAGGCUACUGUAGCUGCAUUUGCUGCAAGCGAAGGCCAUUCCCAUCCCAGGGUUGUUGAGCUUCCAAAAACAGAAGAGGGUCUUGGAUUCAAUAUCAUGGGGGGGAAAGAACAAAACUCGCCCAUCUAUAUUUCUCGGAUUAUCCCUGGUGGUAUAGCAGAUAGACAUGGAGGGCUCAAGCGUGGAGACCAGCUGCUUUCUGUUAAUGGAGUGAGCGUAGAAGGUGAGCACCACGAAAAAGCUGUUGAACUUCUGAAAGCUGCACAAGGAAAGGUGAAGCUGGUGGUUCGAUAUACACCGAGGGUUCUUGAAGAAAUGGAAUCGCGAUUUGAAAAAAUGAGAUCGGCAAAACGCAGGCAGCAAAACUAAUUGAAAUGCACAAGCAAGACACAGACUUUGAAUUCCACCUUACAUGAAUUUGGGUUCAAGCUUUCAACCUACUGCUCUUAACAGUCCCAUUCUGCAAAGGUUUUCAGCCCUGAGCAUUUUGUAGACACUCCCUUCAGCAUUUGCAGUUGGAAUCCAGUCCCUUACAGGCCUUUCUCUAAGGAAUGUUAAAACGUUUACAGGGCAGUUUUUAAUUACCCACUUUUGUAAUAUCAAAAUAAUUUUUACUAUAGUGAUGUAAUUACACAUUUGUAGAGUUUUUUUUUUUCAAUACAACUGAAUCUUCAUCACUUUGUAUUCACCUGUAAGCUUUGUAUUAUUCAGAUUGUGCAUUAGAAUCUGUUAUAUCUGUUAAAUGUUUAUUGUAACUGAAUAUGCACAUCACAGAGUGGUUUGUAAAUAGUGGGUGUACAUUGCUUUUUAACUCAAGGUGUCAUGUAAAUCUAGCUUGCAACUAUUAUAAGAUAUGCUGUGCAGCUGUUACUGUCCAUUAUAUUCAGACUAAAUGUACAUUUUAUGAGUUGGCUUGGAAUCUAUACAUUUUGGUAAAAUACCUGCUGUCUUUUAAAAAUCAGAGCAUAUUCUUUGAUUAUUUUUUCUUAUUGCAGAAUAUUUAAAAUGUAGUCUGUGUGGCAGUUAGUUUAUUUGGUCACUAGAUGGCGCUAUAGCACCACGGUUCACAUAUGCACUACAUUGUUUAGUGGCAAGGAGAACCUUGAUUUAAUCAUAAUGCAGAACUGUAGUGCCCAGCUUAGCUCACCAGAGUGCACUAUUCAAGUCUUAUACUUAUUUUUUUUAUGGGGAUGCAGCAAAAAACAUGAUAUUGCAGUGUCAGCUUAUGUCUGUGUAGCUCCUUAUUGCUGAAUUUUGUGUAUAGAUCAUUGUAUAGGUUAAAAAAACAGCCAUACACCUUAAAGUGGCACAGCAGCCUCUGGUUGCCAAGUGGUUAAAUAAGCAGACCAGUAUUUGUACUUCUAUGCUUCUGUAAGGUUUUGACAAGAUAUCGGCAUAUUUUGAAAACCCUUAUGGCAGUGGGAUCCAUCAUUUGUAUCAUAAUCAGCAAUUCUACAGCUUGCAAAAGUGAUGGUUGAUGUAUUUUGUAAUAUAAUACUGAGUGACCUGGAUCAUUUGUACUGUAUUAAUAUUUAUUUUGUAACCCCCCCAAGUCCAAAGUAGAAUGAAAACGUUAGCGUGAAGCCAAUUAAGUUUGCUGUAACUAGAUAUGUUGCUUGAAUAUUUGCUUUUUUUUUUGGGGGGGGGGGUUCUGUGUCUGUUAGGAUGUAUCCAUUUUAUUCAUGAAUAUUGGUGCUUAUAAAAAUCGGUACUCUUGCAGAAUAAAGCUAAUAGCAACUUCACAUAUAUCAUCUACUUGUGCAAUCACAUUUAUUUCACUUAAACACAAUUUACAUUUUUUUUUCCCGCCAUCAAAAUAAAAUUGAAGGCUUAAUUAUAAACGUCACAUAUCAUGGGGUAAAACGUGUUGUUGCUAUAAAAUAAGCAAAUGUCAAGGUUGUGAUAAGUUAUUUAUUUUUUAUCAACCUUACUGAAGUGAAGAAUUCUAGUAUGAAUGGAAAAUUGAUGAAUAUGAGAAAUAAAAUUCAGUAUAGAAGUUCAUGGGUCUAUUAGACAUUAGGAAAGUACAUUAGGUAUUUUGUCUCUCUGGCUCAUAAUUGUUAAAAAGAAAUAUGACAAUUACUUUUUAUUUUAAAAUUACAUUUUUCUUGAAAUGGCAAGAAAUAUCCUUUUGCCCAAAAAAAUUACAAUAAAGAUUUUAGAUUUGUUGUUUUUUUUUAUCUUAGUUUCUUGCAUCAUAAGUGCAAAGAAGUUUGAUUCAAAAACUUCUGCACUAAGAUUUUUUUUUUUUUUAAAACUAGUGAUAUGAUUUUUAUUUUUUUUAUUAAAUAAAUCAGACUGAAGCUUACAUAAAAAUAUAAAACCAGGAUCUACAAAUAAUCCGAAAGAUCCAGCAAAAAAUGUGUGUCCUUUUUAAAAGCACAACUUCUUUAAUUUUAUUUUCUUCUGAAAGAUCCUUCAACUGUUAAGGUUAUUAUGACAGCAUUAUCAAACAUAAAUUCUAAUUUGCAGAAGUGUUUAUAUGCCAUUUUCUUUGUGUAAAUGCAUGUUUGUCAGUGUAAUUUGUCAUAGUUGUACAGGGAAGGUUUCCAAUCAUUUGUAGCAACACAUGUUCAGUUUAAGCCUGAAAUGCAUGAUUGUGUGCUCAUUGCUUGUGGUCGCUCACAUGCUAAUGUUUUGGUCAUUUACAUUAAUUAUUUUAGGGAUUUUAAAUGUAUGUUGAAGCCUUUUUAGCUACCAAUGUAUUCUUUUGUUAUUUAAAGGUAGAUUGAUUGAAAUGUUUUAGUGCUUUAUAGAUAAAAUGAUUCAAGUAAAAAUAAAAACAAUUAUUUGGAAAUACAAA